Messenger RNA from Somion occarium, 5497 nucleotides. NCBI's taxonomy places the organism in Eukaryota, Fungi, Basidiomycota, Agaricomycetes, Polyporales, Cerrenaceae. The record is from the annotation of a GenBank genome assembly.
CUGUUCCAAACCAUUGAUCCAUAUCACCUCGACACCUGCGGCACGUAGCUUCUGUGCUCCUUCACACUUCACAAAAUCAUCUGGCUCCCCCACACCUAUGAAACAUCUGCGUUGGUGUACAUGUCUGCCGACGAGAGUAAAUCCUCGACAUUAAGCGUGUCAGGUGGUGCUGGAAGAAGUUUACAAAGCUCCUCCGUGGAUAGUGAGCGAGCCUUUGACAGCGCAUUCGCUUCAGCAUGAGUGUUUCCUGGAAGUUCUCUGGAAUACCCCGUGGCUAACACGACUGGUGAGGAAUCGGCUGGGUAACGGGCAGUCAAGACGCAGCCAACACAGAAAGCAGUUGGGAUAGGAACACAUCUCUUUGCCUCUUCGAGGGCUAUACGAAGAAAUUUGAGAUGCUCAUCGUCGUCUUGAGACAUCUUUGAGCUCAAAGGAAAUAUUGAGCCAAAUACGGCGGUUGGAAAUAUUGAAGGGCUUAGGAUCGCGAUUACAUUUCGGUAAUGUGACGGUGUGACUACCAUUAUUAGUAGUCCUUAGUAAGAUGUCACAAGCUGAUUUGCUUUAUUGACCGUUUAGCGCUGGUUGGACCUUAGCAGGGCGAUCGUGCAUUGUUUCUUCCACCAUUCUCUCUUCCACUCUCCACCAUGUCGUCGCCACCGGGGGUCCCCCUCACAACUCAUCAACUGGAACCGGAAGAUGAUCCCAUGCACGGAGCUGCUCAUGAAGACGAAGAGGGCGAGGGGGACGAGAUCGGACCCGCUGCCUCAGAUGAUAGCUCAGAAGAACCGGAGGAAGACGAGGAGGAGGCGCGACGAAUAAGGGAAGGGUUCAUUGUAGACGAAGAGGAAGAGGAAGAAGCGUCUGAAGAGGAAGAGGAACGUCGAAGACGACGCAAAAGACGCAAACGGCGUCAUCGAGAGCGAGAAGAGGAAGAGGCCUUGGAAGAGGAUGACUUGGAACUACUCGAAGAAAAUACGGGAGCUUCCUUCUCUCGAAACCGUCUCACAAGGAUCCGACGCGCUCGUGAUGCCGAAUCCCCCCCUGCUGCUAGUGCUUCUAGGCGUAAAGCUGUUGUCGAGUCGUCAGAUGACGACCUAGACAACGAUUUUGGACUUCCCCAAGUCAAGGAUAUCCAGAGUAUUUGGGAUGACGAAAGGGCAGUAGGCAGAGAUGAUGAGGACGAGGCGGACUUGGACGACAUGGACAACUUCAUUGAAUAUGAAGACGAGGAUGAGUCGGGCGCGGCGAUGGAUGAGGAGGAACGCGAGGAACGUAGAAAGGAGAGGAGGCGGUUGGAGAAGGAACGUCGGCGAGCAAUGGGUUCCCGACCCGAACUUGCAGGUAUCGACGCAAAUGCCUGGGAUGAAAUCUACGAAGUCUUUGGUGAUGGCCACGAGUUCGACUGGGCUUUGGAAGCAGACGAAGAGACUCCAUUGGAUGAGGAAAUGCUAAAACCAGAGAUGAAAUAUCAGGAUGUCUUUGAACCUUCCGAAAUUCGUGCUCGUAUGUUGACCGAAGAUGAUGACCUUAUUCGGGCUCAUGAUACACCGGAGCGGAUGCAGCUUGCGACAUCCUCGUUGUCUUCGUCAGCUACUUUGUCCCUUCAAAGCCCCUUGACGGAACGCGACCUAGAUGAUGCUUCAAUAUGGGUCAUUACACGGCUAUCUUCGCGUAAAGAACGAGACUUCUUCUCACCGGAUGGACAAUUCCAUCGCUUCCUUCCUGAUCUCGUGCAAGCGGUCACUUCUGCUUUGCAAUAUCUUUUUAUCCAGGAGUUCGAGGUUCCCUAUAUCUGGACCCACAAGCGCGAUUAUAUCUCUUAUUUCAACCCUGAAGAGCUGCGAACUCGGGUUGAGCUCCUCACCCUGGAUGACCUGUGGCGGGUGUAUACCCUUGGUCAGAAGUAUAGGUCGCUCGUAGAACGGCGCAAGACUCUAGAUGCACUAUAUGCACGUCUUGGUGUUUCCGAUGAUUACUUCGAGACGCACCUCCGACGAAGGGUUGAAAGUGUCGAGUUUGUAGCUGACGCGACUGAAUGGCUCGGUAUGAAGUACCGGGAUGACAAGAAACGUCAGUUCGAGAUGCACUUCCAUGAUGACGAGGAGCAACCGGAGACCAAGAAAUGGAAGGUACCUAGUCGUACAUCCGCUUAUGAGCUUGCGAAGAAGAGCACAGUCGCAAAGCUGGCGCAGGGUUUCGGUAUAGAACCUCACGAAGUUGUCAUCAACGUCCUGAAAGGCGCUCUUGAACAUUAUGUUCAGGACCCUGAACUGAACCCAAGUGCAUACGCUGAACAAUUUGCGGAUCCUGAUCCUGCAAAAGCUCGCCCUCCAGAAGAGCUUCUUCGUCGCGCCCGAAUGAUCUUCGCAACAGAGCUCGGUAAGGACCCUGCUCUGCGUGAGGAGGUUCGCAAGGUUUUCAAGGAACAUGCGGAAAUAUCGGUGCAACCUACAGAGCGCGGUAUUAACAAAGUCUCUGAGCAUGAUCCGUAUUUCAACUUCAAAUACCUCCACAACAAACGUGCCAUGGACAUGAAGCAAUCAACUCAGUUCUUGAGUAUCCUCACGGCGGAGUCCGAACAUCUGGUCACGGUCUCUAUCCAUAUACCACCGGAAGCGAAGUCCGCCUUUGAGCGCAAGCUACAUGAUGCCUUCACAUCCGAGAACUUCAGUGAAACUGCCCAAUCGUGGAACGAGGAACGACUCAGAAUCAUACAAGAGACUAUCGAGCACCAUCUCAUUCCAGUUGGUGUCAAAUGGACACGUGAAUGGCUUCGGGAAGAGUCAGAAGAGUAUUACUGCAGGCAAUGUGCGGAAGUACUUCGUGAUCGUGUGGAUGUUGCACCUUACCACUCUCCCGAGAUGUCACCCGGAGAUACGCCCAAGGUCCUAGCAAUGUCUUGGGGUCAAGGCAACCCGCAGAAGGAUGUUAUUACUGUCGUCUACAUGGACGACGCAGGUCGUCUUCGAGAGCACACGAAGCUUGAUAACCUCUACGACGCCGAGAUUAAAGAUGAAUUCAUCGACCUUCUGCGACGAAGGAAGCCUGAUGUUAUCGUCAUUGGCGGGUUCAGUAUCGCGACGGCAAGUCUUAGUAAACGCGUCAAGGAACUCAUCCAACCGCCCGCGCCUGAUCCUCCAGCGAAUGGAUGGGACUCAGCUCCGCCCAGUCAGGAAUCUUUCGACAUCCCUGUGAUCUACGUUUAUGACGAAGUGGCUCGAUUGUACCAGAACAGCAAGCGUGCGGAAGAGGAAUUCAGCGCCCUUUCAUCCAUAGCGAAGUAUUGUGUCGGUCUGGCUCGAUAUACGCAGAGUCCAUUGAACGAAUAUGCUGCUCUUGGUGCUGAUAUCGCUGCUGUCUCUUACCUCGAGGGUGUUCACCAUCCGAUCCCGACUGAUAGGGUUUUGACUGCUCUGGAAAGAGUUUUGGUUGAUAUCACCAAUAAAGUUGGUGUCGAUAUCAAUCGGGCAGUCACAGAUUCGUAUUACCAACAUCUUCUUCCCUUCGUCUGCGGCCUCGGUCCUCGGAAGGCUCAAGUUUUAGUGAAGAAGAUUGCACAAAUUGGCGGAACUCUUGUAAAUCGAGAGCAAUUUGUCAAAAGCAAUCUUCUGACGACGAAGAUUUUCCUCAAUGCGGCAGGUUUCCUGCGUAUUGUGCAGAGCACGGACGGUGUGAAGGCGUCGAAGAACCGCCACGGCGAAGAGGCUGAUGCGCCAGACCCGUUGGACAACACUCGUAUUCAUCCGGAAGACUACGAGUUGGCACGGAAGAUGGCCACUGACGCAUUGGAACUCGACGAAGAAGAUGUGCACGACGAGCACCCUUCGCAUGUUGUCAGUCUGAUUAUGCAAGAUCCUGAGAACGACAAGAAGCUGGAUGAACUCAACCUGGACGAUUUCGCUGUCAACAUGUACGAGACGAAUCAUGACAGGAAACGUCACACGCUGAACGUGAUUCGCGCUGAACUGCUCAAGCCAUUCGGAGAGAUGCGCAAGACUUUCCCAAUACCAAAUGUUUGGGAUGUGCUCGCCAUGUUGACCGGCGAGAACCAGAAUACGCUGCGUGUCGGAAACAUCAUCUCCGUUGUUGUCCUUCGUAUCAAUGAGAGUUUCGUUGUCGUCCGUUUGGAUUCUGGCAUCGAGGGCGUCAUCAAUGCCCAGUACCUGGCCGACCAAGCCACUCCUACUAAGCAAGCAGUCAAGAAAGGUCAAUCGAUCCAAGGGGUCAUCAUCGACGCGAAGAUGAAUCUUGCAAACGACUCUUUUUCAGUGGAGUUGUCAUCUCGUCCCUCGGAUGUCAGUGCAGGCGAUAUGCAGUUCCGCCGCGUCAAGCACGAUGAGUAUUGGGAUCAUGUGCAACAUGACCGCGAUACCGAGAUGCAAGCCAGGAAGAAGCGAGCGGAGGUGGACCGAACGCGUCGGGUUAUCAAGCAUCCCAACUUCCACAACUUCAAUGCAGGUCAGGCGGAACAAUACCUCGACAAGCAACAACGUGGCGAUGUUGUUAUUCGACCUUCGUCCAAGGGUGCUAACCAUCUGGCCGUUACUUGGAAGGUUGACGACAAACUGUACCAACAUAUUGACGUUGUUGAGUUGAAUGCGGAUCCAUCUGGUCAAACUGUUGGAACGAAGCUUAUCGUCGACAAUCAACAUCAGUUCUCCGAUUUGGACGAACUUAUUGUGAAUCACGUUCAGGCUAUGGCUCGUAAAGUCGAGGAACUGAUGGCGCAUGAGAAGUUCAAGCAUGGGUCCGAGGACGAACUUCAUCUCUUCUUGAAGAACUUCGUCGCCGCCAACCCUGCAAAGAGUGCGUACGGCUUUACGCUCAACAGGAAGCGACCCGGUCACUUCAGUCUCUGCUUCUUGGCGAACAAGAACUCAACGGUGCAGACAUGGCCUGUUCGUGUGACGCCUGAGGCUUACUACCUGUUUGAGACGCCAGCCGCUGGUGUUCCCGAACUGUGCGAUGCGUUCAAAGUUAGACACCUGCACGAGUCACAAAACCUUGGUGGGGGUGGCCUUGGUGGCAAGACACCUUAUGGUGCACGCACACCUGCCCGAACCCCGGCUCCUGGACAUGCAACGCCUGGACGAAUGUCUGUUCGUCAUGUUGGUAGGACGCCAAACCCAUACGGCGGGGCCCCAGGUGGCGCAACACCAUUCGGAGCGCCUCCCCCAUCUGCAUUGGGAAUGCCGCCACCGCCGACACCAGCGUAUGCUGGUUAUCAGACUCCUGGCUACGGUUCGCGACCAGCAGGAGCAGGUGCGCCUGGCGGUAUGAACCCUCAGCGAGCUGCCAUGAUUCAGCAGUCAGGUUGGGGCGACGCGCCAGCCCCUUGGUAAGCAACGGAGGUCCUUAUCUAUCGCAUUAUUGUUUCGUUUUGUAUGUCUCGCAUUCUGUUGCAUUAUCCUAUCAUCCAUGUAUUUUAUCGGUCAUUUUUUCUACUUGCUUGAUAUUGAAACGAAAGACAGUUCUUUAAUAUUGUGAGUGUUCUGUG